This is a messenger RNA of Pleurotus ostreatus (oyster mushroom), 339 nucleotides long. RefSeq lists its product as uncharacterized. Lineage: Eukaryota; Fungi; Basidiomycota; Agaricomycetes; Agaricales; Pleurotaceae. The transcript has a single exon. The record is from RefSeq and is a predicted model, not a curated record. Bases 1 to 339 code for a protein of 112 amino acids.
AUGCAACCUCACGGCGCUCCCCCCUCACUCCAACCUGGCCCAUCCUCGUCCACUAUCAACAACACAUCCUUCAACUUCGGCGCUAACAACGGCAGCGGACCACCACGGCGGACCUCGUCGGGCAUGCAGCCGGGAAUUGGCAUGAGUGGAAUGGGUGGAAGCAUGCGAGCGCCGGGGAAGAGCCUCCUUACGUUCAAGCACAUCCUCAACCGGCUCCAGGGCGAGCUCCAAAAGAGCCGUGAGACGGGGACGGAGCUGCAGAGCCUCAAUGGGACCAUGAGCGAGGAAGCAAUGCCGUUGUCGACGAACGGGGCUCCCACUACGCAUCUGGGGCGCUGA